Cuscuta campestris is the source of this 2363-nucleotide messenger RNA. NCBI's taxonomy places the organism in Eukaryota, Viridiplantae, Streptophyta, Magnoliopsida, Solanales, Convolvulaceae. The record is from the annotation of a GenBank genome assembly.
AGUCACUAUGUCUUAAUAUUAUUUAGAUGUUUUAGUAUUAUUUUGAUAAAUUUUCCAAAUAUUAAAUUGAAAAAAAAGUGUCCCCAUUUAAAAGUUUAAUCAAGAAUAUUAAGAAUAAUAGUCAAAUUGUAUCAAAGACCAAUUAUCGAUCAUGGUGGAAUUUUAAUCCAAGACAGGGAUCCCAUUUCCAGACUCCGAAACCAGAUCAAUGGCUUCCUCUACUGUUUCUUCAUUUCCCCAGCUUCCACAGACACCAUGUCUACUCUCAUCUUCCUUAAUCCCAAAAUUCAACGUUCUCCCUCCAUUACUGACCCAACCAAGGCGGCGGUUGAGGAGGGAAGGCGCUCUAGCUCUGGCCAUGGCAGCUCCCGCCAGUCCUGCCAAUACUAACAGUACAACUGAUAAGCCCCCGAGAGUGGUCACCUUCGUUGGGAAAGGCGGUUCUGGUAAAACCACUUCUGCUGUUUUCGCUGCUCAGCAUUAUGCUAUGGCAGGACUGAAGACCUUCUUGGUUAUAAAUUCCCAAGACCCCACAGCUGAAUACCUUCUGAAUUGUAAGAUUGGCUCAUCUCCUCUUCAAUGCAAUGACAACCUUUCAGUUGUGAGAUUGGAAACUACAAAAAUGCUUCUUAAACCUCUCAAUAGACUAAAGGAAGCAGAUGCCCGUCUUAACAUGACACAAGGAGUUCUUGAAGAGGUGAUGGGACAGGAACUUGGCGUGCUACCUGGGAUGGAUUCCAUAUUUUCAGUUUUGGAACUUGAGAGGCUAGUAGGGUUCUUUGGAAAUGUCAAUCAAAAAGAGAAGCUUGACAUUAUAAUUUAUGAUGGUGUGAGCACUGAAGAAACCAUUCGAAUUAUAGGUGCAACUAGCAAGGCAAGGUCAGAACUUCUUAUUCCUUAUUAACAAUGCAUCACUUUAAAACAGCAAUCAGUUCAAGAGCCUAUUUGGUAAAGGCAAGGUGAAAUUGUGGCUUAUAUGAGUUGUCUAGAAAAAUAUUAAAUAUUCGUACGGAGUAAAUGCGAGUAAUAAAUUUUUAAAAAAAAGUUCAAAAAAUUAGCAUCCUUUGCCGACGGAGCUAAAGACAAUGUCUUAAGUUUGGUUAUAUAAUGGAAUUAAUAAAACGGUAAAUCAAACUUUUCUGCCUUCUUACUUUCUAAGACAUUUUGGGCAGUAAAUGCAUCCAUCAUUGGGAGUCUAAGGGAAAUAGCAUCUCUGCUUUGUUUUUGUGUAAUAUCCAAAAUUUCAACAAUAGGUCCUCUCAUCUGAACCAAAAAUGUAACUUUUGCACGAAUUCUUAUUACAGUAUAAUUAUCAACUGAUUCAUGAAGCACUAUCAGAUAAGUUAAUGUUUUGUCGAAAACCUUCUGAUAAGCACAAAGUGUUCUGCUAUAAAGCACAGACUCUACUUGAAAUAUCUGCGCAAGUUAGCAGAAAAGACAGAUUUUGGAAGGUUGGCGGGGCCAUCGCUCUUGAGACUUGUGGAUGAAGCUAUGAAUUUAAGUGGCAGAAAUUCUAAUCUGAAUGGGAAAAUGAGUUCAGAGAUAUGGAACCAUCUGGAACAAACAUUGGAGAGAGCAUCUUCCAUUUUUGCAGAACCCGAUCAGUUUGGCUGUUAUGUAGUGGUGGACCCAAAAUGUCCUGUUUCAUUGGCUUCCGGAUUACGCUAUUGGGGUUGUGUUAUCCAAGCUGGGGCCCAUGUCUCGGGCGCAUUAACGUUUGCCUCAUCAAAUGAAUUAAGGGAAAAAGUUCGCAAGAGCUUCUCACCUUUGCCUUACACUUCCAUUCCACAUCUUUCACCUGGGUCCCGCAUAGAAUGGGAUCAUAUAAUGUGGCACACUGGUAGUGCGGAUGCACGGAAGUUCCUGAGCACGAGGAACAGCACAAAGAUUGAUCAUACUAAGUUUGAUUUGGCCAAUAAAACCGUAACGCUUCUCAUGCCCGGGUUUGACAAAUCAGAAAUCAACCUAUACCAAUUUAGAGGAGGAUCUGAGUUGCUGGUGGAGGCAGGCGAUCAAAGGCGUGCCAUUUUUCUGCCAUCUAAGCUUCAAGGCAAGGUUGGAGCUGCCAAGUUUACUGAAAGAAGUCUUGUUAUAACCAUGGAUUCAUGAAGAUGAUAAAGGACAUUAUGCUCACUUCUUUUUUUCUUUGAUUUUUUGUCCUUUUUUUAGAGUGAGAAUUCAAGUGCCAUCCAUGUCCACACAAUCCAUCAAGUGAGACUGAAAGUGUUUUUUGUAUUGAAAAAUUCAUAACCGUUUGUACUUGAGUCAAAAUUUGAUUUUGGUUUAAAAGCUCAAGCUUAUGCACGAAAAUGUACAAUACGUUUGUGUGUAUUUCGUCUUGGAAAUAAAGGAUAAAUCUCAUC